CUCCUCUUGAUGAAACAUGUGACUUGGGCUCUGGGUGCUGGGUUACAUGCUGCUUGAGUUUCAUGAAAGUAGAAACCUUGUCUGUCAGCACUAACUGUUGUUGAACGGACUUCAGCUGGACCACAAACAGCUAACAAAUGUACAGAGACAAUAAGGCGGUUCAGGCAGGUGUCAUGCAGUGCUCUCUGUUCAAGCUGCGUACCCAUCAGUGGUGCUUCCUCCUCUUCAAUGUGCUCCUCUUCCACGCCUUGUUGUUUGGCGCUGACUUCGUCGAGGAGUACCUCCUGCAGCCCACACCUGGGGUCUACACCGACGGCAUGGUUGUUGAAGUACGAGAGAGAGCAAGGAAACUAGACCUGAGUAAGGCCAGAGAGAACGUGUCCCAGAACUACCCCAUCGCUAACUCUGACACCUGCAGCAACUCUGAUCUCUUCCUCCUCGCUUUAGUCUUCAGCUCGACCACUAAUAGCACACAGAGAGAUGCAGUCAGAAGGACAUGGGCCAAUCAAACACUCAUCCAAGGCUUUCCUGUACGGGUUCUUUUCUUCUUGGGUUCAACUCAGACGUUCGCUGCACAGGAUACUCUUAAGUCAGAGUCUGACCGCUAUGGAGACAUAGUGCAGGGUCAUGCAGUUGCUGACUCUUCUGCCCGUGGCCCAACAGAAAGGACUGUUCUAGCACUGCGUUGGGCAAUCACCUUCUGUCCUGUAGCACGAUUUGUUCUACUGACCAAGGACUCUGCUUUCAUCAACCUCCCUGCCAUUGGAGGAUACCUUCUGGGGCUGCACAGACACCCCGAGGAUCUCUAUAUAGGCAGGGUGAUCCAAAGAGACUCCCCUGACAGGGAUCCUAACAGUCCUGGAUACCUCCCCCCAGCUCUCUACCCUAAUAAGUACCUGCCUGACUACUGUGACAGCACUGCGUACAUCCUCUCCCAGGAUGUGGUUCGAAAAGUGUACGUAGCAUCUGCAGCAGUCCGCGCACCUGUUCCAGCUGAUGUUUUUGUUGGUCUUUGUGCCCAGAAGGCGGGAGUGGCGCCGACCCACAGCGCUAGAUUCUCUGGGGACAAACAUAUUCGCUACAAUGCCUGCUGCUAUCACUAUCUGUUCAGCUCAGCAGGGAUGGGAAGCAGAGAACUGGACAGAGUGUGGGCAGACCUUGGGCAGAGGGGUAGUAGAUGCUCCAUGUUAAGGAUCUAUUAUGGUCUGGUGACCUGCAAGGCCCUGACAUACCUGGAUAAGCUGUCCUUUUUCAGCUCACAGGGCCAAGCUUAAUGGCUUGGUUCAUUUUGAGAGUGUGUGCAGUCAGUUUGGGUUCAAGACGACCAAAAACUGUCAGGAAGUAGGGUUUAAAUAAAGUUGCUGUAAUAUUUGUAGAUAGAAAAACUUUCUUUCUUCUUAGUUAAAGACCUCAGAAGUAUUCAAACUCAAUUUGCUGUGUUCAGAGUUUU
Molecule: messenger RNA, 1450 nt
Organism: Notolabrus celidotus (New Zealand spotty)
Lineage: Eukaryota; Metazoa; Chordata; Actinopteri; Labriformes; Labridae
Product: putative UDP-GlcNAc:betaGal beta-1,3-N-acetylglucosaminyltransferase LOC100288842
Exons: 2
Coding region: 138-1274 (378 amino acids)
Cellular component (GO): membrane
Molecular function (GO): hexosyltransferase activity
Source: RefSeq, a predicted model, not a curated record